Messenger RNA from Saccharomycodes ludwigii, 1152 nucleotides. RefSeq names its product NAD(P)-dependent alcohol dehydrogenase. The record is from RefSeq and is a predicted model, not a curated record. The transcript has a single exon. Gene Ontology annotation, biological process: alcohol metabolic process. Bases 1 to 1152 code for a protein of 383 amino acids. NCBI's taxonomy places the organism in Eukaryota, Fungi, Ascomycota, Saccharomycetes, Saccharomycodales, Saccharomycodaceae. Gene Ontology annotation, molecular function: alcohol dehydrogenase (NADP+) activity; zinc ion binding.
AUGUCCGCACCAUCAAGCACCACAGUCAAUUAUCCAGAAGAGUUCAAAGGGUUUGCCAUUACAGACCCAAAAGAUUGGGCUAAUCCUAAACUAACUUCAUACCAGCCAAAAAAAUUAGAUGAUUACGAUAUUGAUAUAGAAAUCGAAUGCUGUGGUAUUUGUGCCAGUGAAUUGUUUAGUUUGAAAAAUGAAUGGGCUGAUGGUCCAUUAACAUGUUUGUCUUCUACUUAUGGACCAAAAUCACAGGUUGUUGGCCAUGAAAUUGUAGGUAAAGUUGUUAAGGUGGGCGCUAGAGCUGAUUUAUAUAAAAUCGGUGAUAGAGUUGGUCUAGGUGCUCAGGCCUUUAGUUGUUUGGACUGUCCUCGUUGUAAAAGUGAUAAUGAACAAUAUUGUCCUAAAGCCGUGGGUACUUAUUGUAAAAAAUAUGCUGACGGCUAUGUUUCCCAAGGUGGGUAUGCUUCUCAUGUUAGAGCUCACCAGCACUUUUGCUUUCCAAUUCCAGAUGGCCUACCAAGUGAAUAUGUUUCCCCACUACUAUGCGGUGGGCUAACUGUUUACUCCCCAAUUAAAAGAAACAUUGAACAUUUAGAAGAACCUACAGUUGCUAUUAUUGGUAUUGGUGGGUUGGGCCACAUGGCCAUCAUGAUCGCCAAAGCUUUAGGUGCCAAAGUUGUUGCCUUUUCUAGAAGUUACAGUAAAAAGGAAGAUGCCAUUAAAAUGGGUGCUGAUGAAUUUGUUGCCACAGGUGAUAAUUCUAUUGAUUGGAGUGCCAAGUAUUUUGAUGCAUUUGAUUUAAUCUUAAACUGUGCAUCUUCUACCACUGGUUUGGAAUUGAACAAAUUAUUGCCUUGUUUGAAAGUUAAUAAAAAUUUUAUUUCUGUUGGAUUGCCACAUAAAGGAGAGGUUUUAGACUUGAAACCUAUUUCUUUUUUCACUAAUGGUUGUUGUUUAGGUUCUUCUAAAUUGGGUAAUAGAAGGGAAGCAAUUGAAUUAUUGGAAUUGGCCAAGGAGAAGGGGUUUAGACCAUGGGUUGAAAGAAUCCCUAUUUCCGAGCAGGGUAUUCACGAAGGACUAACCAGAUUGGAUAAAGGUGAUGUUAGAUAUAGAUUCACUUUGGUUGAUUUCCACAAGUUUUUUGGCACAGGAAAAUAG